AUGGUGCAUGAUCCGCAUAAGAUCACUAGUUUGUGGGCGAAUUAUUUUGAAGAUUUGCAUGAGUUUAAACGAUAUGAAAAUGAAAACAUCUUUGAUAGUGGUUUCCGGAAGGACAUUGAAUCUGAGAUUCAUCGAUUGGAUCUUCUCGAAGAUGAGAGCGACACUGUUCUCGCCCAAUGGUAUGGUAUUUGGAGAGAA
Paramuricea clavata is the source of this 198-nucleotide messenger RNA. Lineage: Eukaryota; Metazoa; Cnidaria; Anthozoa; Malacalcyonacea; Plexauridae. The record is from the annotation of a GenBank genome assembly.